CUAACAGCAUGGCCUGCUGCCAGGGAUCUCUCUCUCUUGAUAGUUGAAUGGAACUGACAUGUCACUCUGUUUCAGAUUCCCUCUUCCCAUUGGUUCAGAGGAAAGAGGAGAAGGCCCACACCUGUUAGCCCUCAGUUUCCCUGAGGAGAAACCUGCAGGCAUUAGUUUCACUUUCUGUUUCAGGUUCCUACUGUGACUAUAAAAGCACAAACACACACACCACAGCUCACAGAGCUGUCUCCCAGCCCUUCUCUGAGAGUCCAGUUGGUGUGCAAGUCCACAAGACAGCAGAGAGUCAAGGCAGGAUUCUGAGGAGCCUGUCCUGGUGAGAACCCAAGAACUGCUGCCACCUUCACAGCAACCAUGGGAGAGAAUGCUGGCAGUGAUCAGGUCAAGGAGAAUCUGAUUCAGCUGAGAUGUCACUUCACAUGGCAUCUGCUGUUGGAAGAUGUUGACAUACCUGAUUUGGAAAUGAGGAUCUCUGAGGAGCUUGAGUUCCUAGACAUCAAAAACUCAGUGGGGAUGCUCAACCUCAGGGCCUAUGUGAAUCACCUGAAAGGAGAGGAUGAGGAAGCCCUGCAGAGCUUGAAAGAAGCAGAAGCCUUGAUCCAGGGAGAGCAGUUGGGCAAGAGAAGCCUGGUGACUUGGGGUAACUAUGCUUGGGUGCAUUACCACAUGGGCAGGUUGGCUAAAGCCCAGACCUACCUGGACAAGGUGGAGAACACUUGCAAGGAAUUGAGCAGUCCCUACCGCUAUAGUAUGGAGUGUGCCGAGAUGGUCUGUGAGCAAGGCUGGGCCUUGCUGAAGUGUGGAGGACAGAAUUAUGCAGGAGCCAUGACCUGCUUUGAAAUGGCUCUGACAGUGGAGCCUGAAAACACUGAAUACAUCAUUGGCUAUGCAGUUGCAGCCUAUCACAUAGACUUUGAUGACGAUCUCUCUCUAGAAUCUCUAAGAAAGGCUGUCAGGUUAAAUCCAGAUGAUCCAAAUAUUAAAGUGUAUCUAGCACUGAAGCUUCAGGAUGUAGGAGAAGCAGCUGAAGCAGAAACACACAUUGAAGAAGCCCUCAGUAACACAUUCUGCGGACACUAUAUCUUUCGAUACAUAGCCAAGUAUUACCGAAGGAAAGGCUGCAUAGACAAGGCUCUCUGUCUGCUACACAAGGCCUUGCAGUUGUCACCUGCCUCUGCCUACCUUCAUUACCAACUAGGGCUCUGCUACCUUCAACAAGUGUUGCAACUGAGGACAUCCAGCAAUGAGCGGGCCAGAAGGCAGGUGGCAUAACAGGCCAUUUUUGAAUUUCAAGAGACUCUGAAACUCAGGCCCAGAUUAGAGAUGGCUUAUGUUUGCAUGGCUGAAGUACAGGCAGAAAUGGGCCAAUAUGAAGAAGCAGAAGCAAAUUUCCAUAAGGCACUGAACAUGAAGGAACUGAACAGGAAUCUUGAGUGUCACAAAGAGCAGGAUAUUCAUUUACGCUAUGGCCGUUACCAAGACUUUCAUAGGAAAUCAGAGGACGAGGCGAUAACCCAGUACUUAACAGGUCUUAAUCUGAAAGAAGAAAACUUUGUCUGGAGGAAACUACUCAAAGCUUUAGAGGAAGUGGCCACAAGACGUGUUCACCAGAAUGUUCGACUUGUGGAGAGCACUAGCUUGCUUGGGUUCGUCCACAAACUGAAAGGGGAUAGGAAGGAAGCCCUGCAGUUCUAUGAGAGGGCUCUGAGGCUCACUGGGGAAAUGAACCCUGAGUUCUGA
Peromyscus eremicus (cactus mouse) is the source of this 1749-nucleotide messenger RNA. Its product is annotated as interferon-induced protein with tetratricopeptide repeats 1-like. The transcript is spliced from 2 exons. The record is from RefSeq and is a predicted model, not a curated record. Gene Ontology annotation, molecular function: protein binding; RNA binding. Gene Ontology annotation, biological process: defense response to virus. NCBI's taxonomy places the organism in Eukaryota, Metazoa, Chordata, Mammalia, Rodentia, Cricetidae. Gene Ontology annotation, cellular component: cytosol.